CAAAAGGAGCGGUGAAGGCUGUUACAUUCUCCUAAGUACAAGGAGUCUGUCCUAGUAGCAAGCUUUCUGUGACUUGCUUCCAGUUUCUGAAUCUGAAGGUCCAGUGAACAGGUGAUACAGAGGGAGGUGAGAACAAACUGGAAGAUGAGAGGAAUGGAGAGUGACAUGAUGAGAAUAUAUCAGCACACACCUGUAGAGUGAAGCUGGCCUUCUGGAAAGAAGUUCUAUGAAUUAGCAGCUAACCUGCAGAACAGGAAAAGAAGAUUUUUCUCUUCUCAGUAUGCACAACAAGAAUGCACUGGGAAAAUGAACAGUAGAAAGCAGCAGUGAAAUAAAGGACAGCUAUCUAAUGAACUGUUGUCUUGCAUUCACGCAGUCCAGCUCAAGCAGCAUCUGCAAGCUUGACAAGUUAUUUCAUUCAGAAGUCUAGAUACCCAUUUGCUGGCCUUAAGUAAUGCAACAUAUUUAUAUAUUUUGAGAAUUAACAUGACAACCAGCAGCCGCACAUGUCCAGUACCAACAGUGAAUGGACAUAUGAAUCACUAUCCAACAGCCCCAUAUCCACUACUUUUUCCUCCAGUCAUUGGUGGACUGUCACUUCCUUCCCUUCAUGGACUUCAGAGUCACCCACCAACAAGUGGAUGCAGCACUCCAUCCCCUGCAACAGUUGAAACUCAGAGCACCAGUUCUGAGGAACUUGUUCCAAGCCCACCGUCUCCACUUCCUCCCCCACGUGUUUACAAGCCGUGUUUUGUCUGUCAAGACAAGUCAUCUGGAUAUCACUAUGGCGUCAGUGCUUGUGAGGGAUGUAAGGGUUUUUUCCGAAGAAGUAUUCAGAAGAACAUGGUUUACACGUGUCAUAGAGAUAAAAACUGUGUUAUUAAUAAAGUCACUAGAAAUCGCUGCCAGUACUGCAGACUACAAAAGUGCUUUGAAGUGGGAAUGUCCAAAGAAUCUGUCAGAAAUGACAGGAACAAAAAGAAGAAGGAGCCUUCAAAGCAGGAGUCCACAGAACACUAUGAAAUGACAGCAGAGUUGGAUGAUCUCACUGAGAAAAUCCGGAAAGCGCACCAGGAAACCUUCCCUUCACUCUGCCAGCUGGGAAAAUACACUACGAACUCUAGCGCAGAACAUCGGGUUCGACUGGACCUUGGGCUUUGGGACAAAUUCAGUGAACUGGCUACAAAGUGCAUUAUUAAAAUAGUGGAAUUUGCAAAACGACUGCCUGGCUUUACAAGCUUGACCAUUGCAGACCAAAUAACUCUCCUUAAAGCAGCCUGCCUGGACAUAUUGAUCCUUAGAAUUUGCACGAGAUACACCCCAGAGCAGGACACGAUGACAUUUUCUGAUGGCCUUACCCUAAACCGAACUCAGAUGCACAAUGCUGGAUUUGGUCCACUAACUGACCUUGUGUUCACAUUUGCCAAUCAGCUCCUGCCUUUGGAAAUGGAUGACACAGAAACAGGCCUACUUAGUGCCAUCUGCUUAAUCUGUGGAGACCGCCAGGACCUUGAAGAACCAGCAAAAGUAGAUAAACUACAAGAACCGUUGCUGGAAGCAUUGAAAAUUUACAUCCGAAAGAGACGACCCAACAAGCCUCACAUGUUUCCAAAGAUCCUAAUGAAAAUCACAGAUCUUCGCAGUAUCAGUGCAAAAGGGGCAGAACGUGUGAUUACACUGAAAAUGGAAAUCCCUGGAUCAAUGCCUCCUCUCAUUCAGGAAAUGUUGGAGAACUCUGAGGGACAUGAACCACUGACACCAAGCUCAAGUGGAAACACAGCAGAGCACAGUCCUAGCAUCUCACCUAGCUCAGUGGAUAACAGCAAUGUCAGUCAAUCUCCAAUGGUGCAAUAAGACAAUUUCCAGCUACUUCAGACAUUUCUAAUACCUUAUGUACAGGGAUGAAAAGCAAGAAAAACAUUUUUACUGCUGCUUAGU
Messenger RNA from Alligator sinensis (Chinese alligator), 1938 nucleotides. RefSeq names its product retinoic acid receptor beta (gene RARB). Lineage: Eukaryota; Metazoa; Chordata; Crocodylia; Alligatoridae. The transcript has 11 exons. Gene Ontology annotation, biological process: retinoic acid receptor signaling pathway; regulation of transcription by RNA polymerase II; cellular response to corticotropin-releasing hormone stimulus. The record is from RefSeq and is a predicted model, not a curated record. Gene Ontology annotation, molecular function: nuclear glucocorticoid receptor binding; zinc ion binding; nuclear receptor activity. Bases 487 to 1854 code for a protein of 455 amino acids. Gene Ontology annotation, cellular component: transcription regulator complex; nucleus.